This is a messenger RNA of Eucalyptus grandis, 1587 nucleotides long. Its product is annotated as calcium-dependent protein kinase 28. The record is from RefSeq and is a predicted model, not a curated record. Gene Ontology annotation, molecular function: RNA helicase activity; RNA binding; calcium ion binding. Lineage: Eukaryota; Viridiplantae; Streptophyta; Magnoliopsida; Myrtales; Myrtaceae.
AUGAGUAUCAUUGCCUCUGAAGCAUUGCAUGGGGAUAUCUCUCAGCAUCAGAGGGAGAGAACUCUUAAUGGUUUCCGGCAGGGGAAGUUCACUGUUCUUGUUGCUACUGAUGUUGCAUCUCAUGGGCUGGAUAUCCCUAAUGUUGAUCUCGUCAUCCACUAUGAACUGCCAAAUGAUUCAGAGACUUUUGUCCAUCGGUCUGUUCGUUGCACAUUUGAGUUUAUUAGCCCUCCAGCAAUGCAUGAAGUUUUGGAGUCAUCCGCUGAGCAAGUUGUUGCGACCCUCAAAGUGGUUCAUCCUAAGUCUGUAGGGUUUUUCACUCCAACAGCACAAAAACUAACUGAAGAGCAAGGUGUAAAUGCUCUAGCUGAUGCUUUGGCUCAUUUGAGUGCAUAUCCAUGGGUCAGAGAAGGAGGAAAUGCAUCAGAUAUCCCUAUUGAUAUAUCAGUUUUGAACAAUAUGAGACAAUUUGUGAAGUACGGUCGAUUGAAACAAUUUGCUUUACGGUUAACAAAACUGCUCUGUAAGAUUUGUUCAAGGAGGAAAGGAUAUUAUAUCAUGUCAAUGUCUAACAAAUAUUGCUUGCAGGCACUAGCAAGCACACUUGAUGAAGAGGAACUUGCUGACCUCAAGGAUCAAUUUGCUGCAAUUGAUGUAGAUAAAAAUGGUUCUAUUAGUCUUGAAGAAAUGAAAGAGGCCCUUGCUCAGGAUCUUCCCUGGAAGAUGAAGGAACCAUGUGUCUUAGAGAUUCUUCAAGCGAUCGAUAGCAACACGGAUGAGCUAGUGGAUUUUACUGAGUUUGUUGCAGCUACUCUUCGUGUGCAUCGAAUGGAGGAACAUGACUCAGAGAAGUGGCAGCUGCGGUCACAGGCCACUUUUGAAAAAUUUGACAUUGAUCGUGAUGGUUAUAUAACCCCAGAAGAACUUCGACUGCAGACAGGUUUGAAAGGCUCCCUCGGUCCUCUGCUAGAGGAAGCCAACGUCGACAAAGAUGGGAAAAUAAGUUUAUCGGAGUUCAGAAGGCUGUUAAGAACUGCAAGCAUGGGCUCUCAAAACUUGCCGAGCCCAUCUGGUUAUUGGAAUUUGAGGAAGAUAUAGAUCCAUUCUGGAGCUUUUGGGUGUUAAAAAGAGAGGAGGGAGCACGAGACAGGUUACGUAUUUUGGUUACUCAAGAUAUACCGAGCCAACCAUGAUGACCGCCUCUGUACUCCGCUCCAUUGCCAGUGGAAAUCCCUGAACAAAAGUUAGUAUCAAGGGAUUUUGCAUGGCACCCCAAGUUAGCCGAGAAGUGCUUGAGGAUGAAGGUUUGGAGAGAUUGCUGGCUGUGGUCGUUUACUUGGUGAGAGGGAAGGGCUAUACGGGCGUACGUCUUCUAAUGAGUGUGGGAUGUGUAGGCUGCGAGUGUAUAUUUAACGCCCUCGAAUUUGGGGGCCUGUUCUAUUAUAGAAUGGGCAAUGGUUUUUUACUUGUAAGGCCUUCUCUUUUCCCAAUUUUUUUGGCAUCGCAAAUGAAUUAAGUGUAAGCAUUUUUCAGUCUCUCUCAGAGAUGGGCAAUGCACCUGCUUUUCCUGUGAAUUAUUUAGAGAUG